AUGGCCCUGAGAUGGUUCAAUAGGUUACGAAAAGGCUCCAUUCAUAGCUUUGCCGAGCUGAUUCAAGAGUUCGGCGGCAGAUUCGUGACAUGCAGCCGAGUGCCGCAGCCGGUGGAUGCGCUACUUUCCAUAAAGAUGAGGGUAGGUGAAACCCUUCGAAGUUACGCCAGCCGGUACUGGGAACUCUACAACAAGAUCGGUGGAGGAAAUGAGAAGAUAGCGGCAAGCACCUUCAGGAUGGGGCUCCCCGAAGACUCUGAAUUACAGGAGUCGUUGACAAAAAGACCUCUCGAGGAUAUGAGGCAACUUAUGAGACGCAUUAAGGAGUAUAAACGCCUGGAAGAUGAUCGGUUGCAAAAUAAGGGGAAAGCCCCGUUACUCGGGAGAUCUCGGCAGGGCAUUAUCCCAGCAAGACCGAAAAAAGAUUUCAAGAUGCAGGAACCAGAGGCGCAAAUUGAAGGAGUUAAUGUGGCGUUCAAAGAACCUGGACAAAGGGCACACCACCGAGCAGUGUCGGGUACUAAAAGAUCAUCUCGAGCAAUUAGUAAAAGCAGGGUAUCUGAAAGAGUUUGCAGUGGACUCCGCAGACCAGGAUGCCGGCCAGGGUGUUCAGUAGAAAAGGAAUCCCCUCCCACCACGCUGGGAGUGAUCGAAGUCAUCCACGCUACCCCGAGAAGUACAGCAGUAGCUAAAGGGGUACUGACAGUGGCUUACACGGAAGGAGAAUCACCCGAGAAGAAGAUGAAAGUUGGUCGGUUAACCAUCUUUUUCGACGAAGAAGACUUGGAAGGGACGAUCCAACCUCAUGAUGAUGCGUUGGUAGUAACAGCUCGGAUAAGCGGGUUCUUGGUGAAAAGAGUGAUGAUAGACCAAGGAAGCGAAGCCGACGUGAUGUACCCAGAUCUGUUCGAAGGGCUCGGAUUGAAGAGUCAGGAUUUGGCGAAAUAUGACAUGCCGCUGGUCUUGUUUGACGGAAGAGUCGUGGUUCCCAAAGGGCAAAUUUCUCUCUCGGUGGACAUGGAAGGCAAGGAAGUAAUAGUGACCUUCAUAGUAGUCCGGUCAUUCUCACUAUACACUACAAUCCUGGGAAGGCUAUGA
Molecule: messenger RNA, 1098 nt
Organism: Quercus robur (English oak)
Lineage: Eukaryota; Viridiplantae; Streptophyta; Magnoliopsida; Fagales; Fagaceae
Exons: 2
Coding region: 1-1098 (365 amino acids)
Source: RefSeq, a predicted model, not a curated record